AUACAGUUCCACAUAAGCAUGUUGAGGCGGUUCCAAAGGAAAAUCUGUAACAGGGCGCAGGAUGUGGUCUUACAGGUACAGAGGAAGUGCUGUGUUGAUAAACAAAUAUAGUGCAAAGGCCAGGAAUUCCUUAUGCUACAGAGGACCAUUCAAGAGUUUGGUAACAGCGGAAUAGUCGAUGCCCUUGAGUGUUGCGGUGCUGUUUUACUUUUUAUUCAGAUUUUUAGCAUCUACAGUCAUUUGCUUAAAUAUUUAGUAAGUGUUAAGUGCCACUCACAGCAGUUAGUGACAUAGUACAAAAACAAUCAACUAUAACCAGCAGAAGAAGAAAAAUUGCUGUUUUGAAAUGGAAACACACUCUUCGAGUUGUGAUGACAUUGUACAUCAGAACGCCGGGAGGAAGCGCGUCGUCCAAUCGGAAUGGUCGUUGGGCGUCCGUCUCCAAGGUUAAAGCAGUCGUUCUGGAUCCAAGAUAUGAGUUCAAUGUGGAUAGAAAACUCACAAAGACUGAUGUGCACAAGCUCAUUACGGUUUGUGUGGACAGAUUGCUUGAAACAGACCGGCCCUCUCUUGACACCAUCAAGAUGCAAAUAUAUUUUGAUAUGAAUUACACAACUAGAGCGGAAUUCCUUUCAGAACAUCGUUGUGUACUGGAGACUAGACUGGCUCCUGUACGCAGAGAAAUCACAGAUUGUCGUGCAAGGACACGAGAAGAGCUGGAAUGUCUGUACCGCAAAGUCGUCAGCUACGUCCUGCUCCAUUCUGGCCUUGGUUCCCCCACUGACAUAAGUGUAGUAAGAGAGGCAACCGCUGCUCUGCAAAGCGUCUUUCCACAGACAGAACUGGGUACCUUUCUUGCCCUCACAAAAAAGGACAAGGAACGGCAGCUGAAUGAACUCAGCAUGAUUGUCACUGGCAUCCGACUGUUCAACAAAAACUGCAAGAAGGGUGGCGAGGGUAUUGAUGACUUACCUGCCAUUCUCAAUGAAGCUCUGCCUGCAACCAAACAAAACGUGGAGACUGAGCUGCAAGCUACUCGGCAGCUGAUUUACCACUACACAGCUAUUAUCGAGAGGCUGGAGAAAAGCCGGCAACAGUGCUACGAAACAGAUGGUCUCCAUGAUAAGCUGAAGGAGGCUUUGUUCAAUGUGAGGCAGCAUGAACUCUUUCUAUGUAUCAUCGUGAAUGAAAUCAUCACAUGUGCCAAACAGGUUGAAAUGCGACAGCAGCAAUUCGACAAACGGAUGGAAGAGUUGAACGCUGUGGUUAAGUCAAAGGCAGCAGUGCCCACUGCACAAGUAUAUCCUCAUUUUAUUAGUCUCUCCAACCUGUGGAGCUCUUUCCAAGAUGAGAUGGUGCUGCUCAGCGUCUUCAGCAAUUUGGUAACCAAUUUAGAUCCAUACUUGGGAACUCACUCACAACUGUUUCCAAAUGGUGUCAUCGGGCCCUUGCUGGAAGGAGUGGAAGUGAAAACAGAUGAAGAGAGACUAAGUGAGGUAUCAGAACAAAAAGUAAUUCCAUCAGAGCUCAAGAAUCGUGAGUGGAUCUUUCCAGAAGGUGCACACCUUUAUCACCAACUGAGCACCCAGUAUCGAGGAUUCUGUGCAUACACACUUAGUGCAAGACAUGGACUCCUUCUCAGAGGCAACCCUAAUAUUGGAAUUCUUAAAUAUCAAGAAAAAUAUUACAGCUUCUCCUCAAAGGAGGCUGCAGUUGCCUUUGCUCAGAAGCCCGACUACUACAUCGCCAAGGCGGCAGAGGAAGCCAGACAGUCACCAGAGCUCAUCCAGCUGCUGGAGCUCCACCAGCAGUUUUCCUCCGUUGCUACCUACGGGCAGCCAGAGAAAUGCUUGAGGCCCAUCGCAAAAUGUGACAGCUGCACACAAACUGACACUCACAUCCUGGAGCCAAACAUCGUUAGAUCUUAUGAAUGGAAUGAGUGGGAGUUAAGAAGAAAAGCAAUUAAAUUGGCAAACCUGCGGCAGAAGGUCACUCGCCACAUGCAGACAACUCUCAGCCAUAUGAGAAGAGAUAACACUUCCCAAGUUUACCUUCCUAAGGAUAAGGCACUACAGACAAAGAGAGAUAAUUCCAGCAAUGUGCCCAAGCCUCAGGUCUUCUAUGCUGGCCUUCGUGGAGGAAAUGUUACAGAACCUACGCGUGCGAUCAAAUUCAACUUAACAAGAGCUGUCGAUGAAACAUAAAACUGAGCUUCCCCCUUCCUUAAAAAAAAAUUAACAAUGCUUUCUCACUAAACUUUAUAUGGGUUUUGACUGUCAGAUUGUUAUUUUAAAGGCACAAUUAAAAAAAAAUAUGCAGAUAGGUACAUUUCAGAAUUCCUAUUCUGUUUCUGCUAUUGCAGUAGAAUUUGUUAUCAGAACAAUCUCUGACACAAGCUUUGAAUGAAAUUGAUUAAAUUUGUUGAUUAAAAAGA
This is a messenger RNA of Mobula hypostoma (lesser devil ray), 2434 nucleotides long. It is a transcript of the gene cfap206, whose product is annotated as cilia and flagella associated protein 206. The transcript has 13 exons. NCBI's taxonomy places the organism in Eukaryota, Metazoa, Chordata, Chondrichthyes, Myliobatiformes, Myliobatidae. Gene Ontology annotation, biological process: sperm axoneme assembly; regulation of cilium beat frequency; regulation of flagellated sperm motility. The record is from RefSeq and is a predicted model, not a curated record. Gene Ontology annotation, cellular component: ciliary basal body; axoneme. The coding region runs from base 372 to 2204 and encodes 610 amino acids.